Messenger RNA from Diversispora eburnea, 289 nucleotides. Lineage: Eukaryota; Fungi; Glomeromycota; Glomeromycetes; Diversisporales; Diversisporaceae. The record is from the annotation of a GenBank genome assembly.
AGGGAAUCGAAUAUCCGGCAUCAAGUAAUUUUUACGCAUCGGUGAUAAUUACUCUAAAAACUUCUGUUAUAGAAAUAGAAAAAGAACAAAGGCAUCGAACUAUCACGGAAGUGUUUGCAAACAUUGCUGCUCUUUACGGGAUAACUUUUAGUACCUAUGCACUCUUAUUUGGAGUAAGAGUAAGCCAACCGCUUCUAAAAAAAUGUCUAGCUGCCGAUAGUCCUUCCGAAGAUUCAAAAGAAACAAAAGAAACAACCGAACAAACCGAACAAAUCGAACAAAUCGAACC